Molecule: messenger RNA, 1077 nt
Organism: Linepithema humile (Argentine ant)
Lineage: Eukaryota; Metazoa; Arthropoda; Insecta; Hymenoptera; Formicidae
Source: RefSeq, a predicted model, not a curated record
AUGGGAUUGGUGACAGAAGAUGACAAGAUGCCACAGCAAAUUUGCCAAAAUUGCUGCGAACAAUUAACUUCUACGAGCAACUUCUACGAUUUAUGCCACACAACUCAAAAGAAAUUUCAGGAACAGAUUGAGAUGGAGGAUACCGAAAACAGUGCCGAAAGUGAUGUUGCAAGUAAUGCCGGAAAAGAAAACAAAGCACCGUCAAUAAACACUGAAAGGCAUAAAAGAUCUCCGAAGAAACCACAAAAUAUCUUGGAGGAAACAUCGACUAAUAUAAUUAUCAAAGAAGAAGUGGACAUUUUUGAUGAAAAAUCGCUAGAACCAUUUCCUUCAUCACCUAACGAGGAACAAUCGCUAAAACCAUUGCCUCCACUAUCUAACAAGAGACAAUCGCCAAAAACAUUGCAUUCAUCAUCUAAUAAGAAACGAUCACUAGAACCAUUGCAUUCACUAUCUAACAAGGAACAAUCACCAGUACCAUUGGCUUCAUCAUCUAAGAAGCCAAUGGUGAGGAUCCAUUGUUUAGAACUGCUACAGAAUGAAUCCAAUGUGCCAGACACGCUCACUAGCAGCAAGCAAAGUGAUCGACUAGGUGACUUCAGUGGAUCUAUUAAAGUAAGGGACCUGAUCACUGAAGAGCAACAAGAGACUAUUGAAGCAUGUUAUAUAAAGGAUCAGAUUACAGAAACGCAUAAUGAAGAAGUGCAGCAAAAUAUGAGCAUAAAAUCAAAAAACAUUAUAAAAUGCAAGAUUUGUGACUCGACAUAUUUAAGACGCGAUAAGUGUGAGGUUCAUAGUGAUGCUUCGUACAAAUGUACAAAGUGCUCCAAUAUUUAUAAAACUAAGCAUACUCUAAACGAGCAUCUUUUAAAGCACGACGGUAUUCGAAAUUAUAAAUGUCUCGAAUGCCCGAAGAGCUUCUUUCAGCAGUCUCAUCUUGCUGCGCACAAAAAUACGCAUGGUCCUUCUAAAUAUGAAUGUUCAUAUUGUCACAGAAAAUUUAAUAGACGUGACAAUAUGAAAGCACACAAAAAAAAGUGCAAGUUUUAUAAAUCAUCAAUCAAGGAGAAAGAAUGA